Messenger RNA from Talaromyces atroroseus, 4452 nucleotides. RefSeq lists its product as hypothetical. The coding region runs from base 1 to 4452 and encodes 1483 amino acids. Gene Ontology annotation, cellular component: mediator complex. Gene Ontology annotation, biological process: regulation of transcription by RNA polymerase II. The transcript has 6 exons. The record is from RefSeq and is a predicted model, not a curated record. NCBI's taxonomy places the organism in Eukaryota, Fungi, Ascomycota, Eurotiomycetes, Eurotiales, Trichocomaceae. Gene Ontology annotation, molecular function: transcription coregulator activity.
AUGGACUUUCCCAGCGACGCCAUCACCAAUAUUAGCGCCAUUAAUGGAUUCUCUGUAAUACAUUGGAGAAUAUACACCGAAGAAGCCGCUAUUGGCAAUCUAGCUUCGGAAAUAGCCCCAACCAACGGCUACAAUAUUCUUCGGCACCUAAGCAGGCUAAAAGAUUUAGAGAUUCAAUUGCGAAAUCUCGAUUGCCUAGUUUCGUGUUAUCCACGACGUCUUGGUCUGUGGAUUUUCUCGCCGUCUCCAGGUUUCGAGAACUUGCUUCCACUCACUAGGGACUCGGCCGUCCAAGGCUCUAGGGAGUCAACAAAGUUAACUCUUGGUGCAUCAUCCUUGAAAGUCUCUGCGUCCGGCAGCAUCACCGCCGCAGAUCUCAUCAGAUCUCUCUCUGCUGAUGGAUUAACGCCAGCUGGGGGCACGCCUGGUCAGUCUAGAGCACCAGGCCCAGGACCCAGAUCGGGCGAUACGUAUGCUAUCUAUGCAUCAUUUAUAACAGCCGUUGCCGGGGCCAUUGGACUCCAACUCACCAGGCGUCAUAAUGCGAUUCCUCUAGGCACUCGGACUUUCUUCACGGCCCUUGAACGGAGUUUCUACGAUAACCCAACUAUACUUAAUGAUGAUGCAUGUUCAAUACCCGCCUUGACAACUCUUCGAAUUGAGCUUGUACAAACGGGCAAAAUCAUCGCGGCUCUACAUACUGUCUAUCAAGACGGCAUUUCACGUCUGGGAGGGCCUGAUUUCACCAAGAUUAGCCCGGCCAAUGUACAACCUAAUAUUGAUGUCUGGCUCGCUCCUAAUGGGACUGUUGCUCGAGUGAUCACUGUCGAUACAACGCUCUCAACAGCAUUUGCCCCCAAGCAGGCGAAAAAUGAUGUUUCCGCACGCCAAAUCACAGAAGCCAAACAGAGAGUUUGGAAGGCAACGGUCUUAGAAUGGAUGAGUAAUAUUGGUCUUCCAGUAGAUUCCUCUGAGAAUGAGCAUUGGAUUGAAGUGGAAGUGUCGGAACCUUUUUACGCGCGACUUGCAGCUGAUCACUUACGUAAAAUGGAUGACGGUCAAUCGUCAUCUCCUCUGAAACGAAUCCUCUGGCCUUCUGGGUACUGCUUCAGGAGAAAGAAGGUUUCUUCGAGCAGUUAUUCUGACAAGCUCUAUAGUAUCACUACUGACAGUGUAGAUCCAUUGCAUUUCGCCGAAAACUGGCUGGAAACAGCUACGUUACGGCAUGAAAAGCCUACAGAUAGAUCCUCAAAAGUUCCAGAAGUGAUCAAAGUGUCUUCGAUAUCAAAAUCAGAAGUUCCCGAGAAGAUCGAGAGCCUUGCUCGGGUGGUGCACUAUCCAGAUCUCCAAGGCGCAGGCUCUGUCUAUCCUACACCACCAGACGGGGCUCAAGUCUCGGGCAUCAAUCCCAUCGGCUCCGAUACUCUGGGCACCGAUGGUCAGGAAAUGGCAUUGUCGCAUAUCUCUGAUUCUGCAAAACAGCCGGAGCACGUCAAUGAAGACUCUAGUGGCGAGGCCGCUCUUCAACCCAGAAAUGAAUUGGAAGUUGGAACUGGUCUUUACGACACUAACGAUGAUGAUGGGCUAUUUAGCGACAUGAACGAUAGAGACUUUGCAACUAAAGGGAUUACAGAUGCCGAUUUUAAUUUCUUCGAUGACGAUGAAAUGGAUGAUUUUUUGGCCGACGACCCAAAAACCGAACAUCCUCAAGAUAUACAACAUCCAUCAUUAGCAGAUGGCGCUGAAAUUCAAUUUCUCCAGGAAGACGUCAAAGCAGAUCAAGUGGCCCCGAAGGAUGAUAGAAUAGAGCAGUUGAGGGAACCACAUUCUCCAAAUAAAAUGGAGAUUGAGUCCGAAUUGAAGGUCGACACCCAGCACCCAACCGCGGAGCCUCGCAAUCCAACGUUCAAAGGACCCUCAUCCAUCAUUUUAGAGGAAGUCAUGAGCACUUCUCUCAGUCCAGUCGAUAUUAAGAAAAUUCUGUUUUCAAAGGAUACGAAACCAAGUGGUGACAUUAAUAAAAUCUCCAGACCAUCGAAUUCAGAUUUUGAAAAAAAGCAGAGUCGAUAUAAUGCAAUCUCAUUCAGACAAGACAUGUCGCUCUCAGAUCAGAAGUAUGCAAAUGCCGGGCGUUUCUUCUUCAUGGCAAACAAAGAAUGUGAUGAAUCUACCAAUUUAGCCCCUGGAAUCCCCACCAUUGGCUUUCCUCGAGGGCGCAAGCCCGGACCUCGAACCAUUUCGGAAGAAGGGAGUGCAGAUGCCCGUCAAUCAGACUCGGUACAGACUGUGCAACGAAGCGCCUCGGUGUCUAGCGAUGAAACGAGUCUUGAUAGUAGUGAUGACUAUUCUGAAACCGAAACUUCACCAGUCAGAGCAACGACCUUGAAGCGAAAACGACCGCUUUCUGAAGCGGAAAAAUCCACAACAUCCUCGAUGGAAAGACUUUCCAUAACGUCUGAAGCGGAGAGUCACGUUUCCAAAGAAGAUACUUCGAUAUUUCUGGGAAACUUUUUCUCUGUCUUUGCCGAUUGGUCUUUGGUUGGGUACUUCUCGGCCAGACAGAGUUCAACUUCCUCCAUUUCGAGUCGCAAAGAAGAUCAGAUGCAAGUCGCUCAGCUGGUGGUCGAUCAAUUUACCCAAUCAUCGUUAUGUCACAACAUUGAUGGCUGGGAAUCCGUUCUAGAUCUUGAAAAUGAAGCCGUAAAUCUCCAUACAUGUCUUGAAGACGUUACGGCGAUAGGUGAGACCGAGAAGUUGGAUUUGAAAACAUACGUGUCUCUACACGAUAUUCAACAAGCUGUCAUUGAAACUCCAUCAACGCGUCCCAAUCUCCAGCGCAGAGAUAUCAAGGGCUCGAUUACAAAACUACCACCUGCGCACUUACGUAUUCACCGUGGACGUGACUUCUUAGAGGUGCUGCCGACGUCAAUGCCCUUUUGGGAAACAUUUGGAUUGGCACCUGCGAGUGGACAGAAAGACAUCUCCGCAUAUUGUAUCUGUCCCCAAUUUCUGGGUGAUGAAGCGGAUGCGUUUCUCACACGAUUAGAAUUUCUCUACUCUAGUUGCAACUUAGGUUUGUGGAACAUCGCGAAUGGGGAUGGAGCAUACGUACGGACAAUGCAAUCAUUGCGAAGUCUGUGUGAAGGUUUAGGGAAUGCAUUGUCCAAAGCGCCUCCGAUCAAAGAAAACUUUGUCGUCUACAUUAUCAAUCCAUUCACGCAUGGGACGGCGUUUGCCGAUAUCUGCUCGACUUUUUUGCAGCUCUUUCACAAGUACAUUGGCGAUGUCGAUAAAGCCUAUGCCAAGAGCCAAUUGAAUGAACUUGUGUUGCAAAUCGUGCCGCUGAGUUUUGUGUUCUCCUCGACGUCGUUGGUGGUUCCCACUCAGUCGCAAUAUCUCAACCUGGCUCUUGAAGUGUACAGCCGAUGUCCACCAAAAGAUGCUAAUACUGGCAUUGUAGGCUAUGCACCGCCAGUGGUGCUAGCGAAUGCUGUUCCCAAAGCAAUUAAUUUCAGAGUUACAUCAGAGCGCUUUUCCCCUUUCCAAGAAGGCCGAUGUCUUCAUGUUGCUGUAUCACGGAGUGUUGAUCAGCGUUGGAUUAGCGCUGCAUGGUCUGACAAUUCAGGAUCAUGUCAAAUUACCAUGUCAUACUGCGUGCGUUCUCGGGGCUCGAAUGUCAACCGCAAAGUGUCUGAAAUACGUCAGGAAAUUUGGGAGGCGACAAAAGAUCUAAUGGAGCGAACACAGACCAGAUGGAGAGUUUUGUUGGUCAGGACAGAGCCUAUCGAUCAGGAAGAAAUUGAUGUGUGGACUGGAUUCGCUGAACGAUAUAAUCAAGCAAAGACGUUGCCGGUUGAAUUGACUCUUUUCAGCGCCAACAUUGCGCCUGGUCUUUGUCUAGAACUCCCAGCAGGCCAACUGCAUGCCAACGCGAUGAAUCCUAUGGCAUCGACUCCGGCGACUACUCCAUGCGGCGGGGUCUCGUCACCAGACCAGAUUGGGGUCGCAACGCCGGCUAGCGGUGGAUUUGGUAGCCUAAGUUAUAAUAACACCGCAGUGACUCCCACGGAUACACCGUCUGGGCUUAUCGACCCAGAUUCCGAAGCUGUCCUUAUUGAUGCAUGCGAGGAAUCAUGGGCAAUUAUUUUAUCACACCGACUAAGCAACUCGACCUACAUGACGGAAUACAAACCCGCGCUCGUCAGUGGAUACUUACUCCGUAGAAAAGGAGCGAAUGACAGCCAGGGAGUUGCAGCCAUGUCGUUAAAUUUGGUACACACAUCACGACCAGCGGCCUUUCACGAGGUUGUGCUUAAGGAAGCACUAAUCAAUUAUCGUGAUCUGGCGACUUUGGCUCGUGCUAAGGGCACGUUACAUGUACAGCAUAACACUUUACCAUGGCAUAUUGCCACGGCUGUGAAGGGACAGGAGUUAUUGAGUUAUAUUCUAUAG